CAUAUCAGCUCUGCAACCAUUACACAAGACCAAUAUGGCCCGACAAUCAGGUCUGAAAGAGGCGAAACCAAUUGCGUACCAACUCCGUCCAACCCCACAGACUCCCAACUCCUCUUACCCACUCUUGCACUACCCUGGCCUAGUGGACACAUCUCAGCUCUCCCCUUCGAAAGCCUCCAAAAUCUUCGAAGACAACGGCUGGGAAACGCAAUGGGUCAUCCGCUACGCCACCUCCCAGCGCGCGCAUUACCACUCGAAAACCCACGAGACAAUGGUCAUCUUAAACGGCCGUGCCCGGGUCCGAUUCGGCGCGUCGGACUUGACAGCCACAGAAGACCCCGCUGCAGACCAUGAAAAUGGUGGAGUAGAAAUCGAUACGAAGCCAGGAGACGUCUUUGUCAUUCCGGCCGGUGUGUCGCACAAGACUUUCAAUGCGACGCCUGAGAUGCCGUUUGAGAUUUUGACGCCGGGAGAGGGGAGAGGGGUUGGUGGGGUGGACUUGGAUGAGAUUGAUGUAUCGGGGUUUGUCAUGUUAGGAGCGUAUCCGAAGGGAGGCCAGUGGGAUUUCUGUGUAGGUGGAGAGGGGAAGGAAGAAGUGGGUCUGCCGAUGAGAGAUCCUGUGUUGGGGGAGUCUUCUGAUGGGCUGAGAGGGAUUUGGAAGUAA
Messenger RNA from Mytilinidion resinicola, 664 nucleotides. RefSeq lists its product as uncharacterized. The transcript has a single exon. NCBI's taxonomy places the organism in Eukaryota, Fungi, Ascomycota, Dothideomycetes, Mytilinidiales, Mytilinidiaceae. The record is from RefSeq and is a predicted model, not a curated record. Bases 35 to 664 code for a protein of 209 amino acids.